AUGCAAGGAAACAACAAGCCAGACCACCUUCUCCCUCCGAGGCUGUUCGCCACAGACAGGGCCCCAAGCGGACGUAUCAACAUCUACUCCAAGCCAGACCUUCUAGCUUUUAUACAGCAUGCUCUCCGGAACACCAAAGAGCUCCAGUACAUCAAAGACUCUUGUUUCGGGAAGUUAUUUGAGCUCCCAGCACGUCAGUGUCCUGCCUCGUGUAAAAUAAUACACACUUUUCUUACAAGACAGCUAAUUGUCGAGGAUAAACACACACUCUGGUCAGUCUUUGGAAGCGAUCCCAUCCGUUUCGGCCUCCAAGAGUUCGGCACAAUCACAGGUCUGCCUUGUGGUGAUUUUCCUGCAGACUACAACACUGAACUGGAAGACAAGAGUAAAGCUCACAAAGAUCCUGACUGGAUCAAGCUGAUCGGUAAAAAGAGAUUCACCACCAUUGCUGAUCUACGCCACAAGCUCGAGACUGAAACAACGAUGCCAGGAAAAAAGAAGCUGCGCCUAGCUCUAAUAAUAAUUGUUGAUGGGGUUCUAAUCGCUCAUCAACAAACUCCACGGCCUACUCUGAAGUACGUCAAGAUGGUCCAGGACGUCGACGCUUUCUGCCUACACCCUUGGGGCAGAGAGUCUUUCCUCAAGACUAUUACCUGCAUGAAACCUCCCAAGUUCAUCCCUCUGAAAUGCGAGGACCCUAUUGCAAAGCUUGUUGAUCUUUUGAAGCAGGAAACUUUCAGGCUGAAGGGAUUCUCCCUAUCAUUACAACUCCUUGCAUUUCAAGCCGUCCCGGAGCUGCAGUCCAUAAUCCCAGCCCCCUUAGACUCGCUAUCAAUCAUCCAACUCGAAGAACCUCAUCUUCCUGUUUACCCGAAGAUUAGCUACCUUGACAUACCACGCGUGGAAGCUGUUGAGAAUCUUGCUGUUACAUCAUUGAUACCAAUACAAAGCCAACCGCAACCAGGAUGGGGAGUUUGGCACGACGUUGUUGCUGAUAAACGCCUAACGUACAUGGAGAACCUCAUAGCGAACCACCACCCAUUCAAGAAGCAUCUCUGGCCAGGUGGAGACACUUCCACGCCCAUACUCAUCCAUAAACCUCCCUUGGAGGAACCAGAAACGAGGAGACAAGUUUCAAAAAAUGCUUUGAGACCUAGAAAGCCCCUAAACAAACCACCACCGUGCCGAAAGCAGAGGAGGAUCAGCAACUACUUUCUCAGAACUGGUUCAACCAGCAACUCAAACGAUCAGAUGAUGGAAAGGCUUUCUAAAGUUUCUAGCGAAGUUUCCAAACUCAGGAAAGAGUUUAGAUUGAUGCGCCAACUCAACAAACGCAAGAAGUCUCGAACCCACAGCAAGCGUUCUGCUUUCCACUCUCUCAUUGGUUCUCCACACAAACCCCAACUCUCACACAGAGGAUGUCAGACUGACCCCACAGAGCAUUCAACUGAUGAUGUACCUAACGAGACGUCCCCGGCACCUAUGGAGGAAGAUCAUCCGGAAUGCACCUCCCCUGUUGUCAGCCAAUAUGCAGCUCAGCUCUACGGCCAACCUUCCGGCGAGUCAACUCCGUUCCACACAACACAUCUCCCUACAGAACCUGAACAAACCACACCCGUACACACCACCACCUUUUACACCUUACCCGAACACACCCCCAUUGAACCAAACCAUAUAAUCCACAACUCCCCCGUCCACAAAUCCCCCGUCCACAACUCCCCCGUCCACACCUCCCCCCCCUCAUUACCACCAACUUCGAUUACAAGGUUUUGA
Brassica oleracea var. oleracea is the source of this 1773-nucleotide messenger RNA. RefSeq lists its product as uncharacterized. Bases 1 to 1773 code for a protein of 590 amino acids. NCBI's taxonomy places the organism in Eukaryota, Viridiplantae, Streptophyta, Magnoliopsida, Brassicales, Brassicaceae. The record is from RefSeq and is a predicted model, not a curated record. The transcript is spliced from 5 exons.